This is a messenger RNA of Cordyceps fumosorosea ARSEF 2679, 1185 nucleotides long. Its product is annotated as glycogen synthase kinase 3. The transcript is spliced from 6 exons. The record is from RefSeq and is a predicted model, not a curated record. The coding region runs from base 1 to 1185 and encodes 394 amino acids. Lineage: Eukaryota; Fungi; Ascomycota; Sordariomycetes; Hypocreales; Cordycipitaceae. Gene Ontology annotation, cellular component: cytoplasm. Gene Ontology annotation, molecular function: protein serine/threonine kinase activity; ATP binding; protein serine/threonine/tyrosine kinase activity. Gene Ontology annotation, biological process: protein phosphorylation; signal transduction.
AUGUCAUCGCAGCGACCGGGAGCGUUCAACAGCUUACGGAUGGGGGAAGUUAUCCGUGAGCGCGUUCAAGAUGGAGUGACCGGCGAAACCAGGGAGCUCCAGUAUACUCAGUGCAAGAUUGUCGGCAACGGUUCUUUCGGUGUGGUCUUCCAGACCAAGCUCUCCCCCUCUGGCGAGGAUGCAGCUAUCAAGCGUGUCCUCCAAGACAAACGCUUCAAGAAUCGCGAACUCCAAAUUAUGCGCAUUGUUCGUCAUCCCAACAUUGUUCAACUCAAGGCCUUCUACUACUCUAAUGGCGAACGAAAGGAUGAGGUCUAUCUGAACUUGGUUCAGGAAUUCGUCCCCGAGACUGUUUACCGAGCCUCGCGAUUCUUCAACAAGAUGAAGACCACCAUGCCCAUUCUCGAGGUAAAGCUUUAUAUUUACCAGCUUUUCCGCGCCUUGGCCUACAUUCAUUCUCAAGGCAUUUGUCAUCGUGACAUCAAGCCUCAAAACCUCCUCCUUGACCCUACCAGCGGCAUCCUCAAGCUCUGCGACUUUGGCAGCGCCAAGAUUCUCGUCGAGAAUGAACCCAACGUCUCGUAUAUCUGCUCUAGAUAUUACCGCGCCCCAGAGCUCAUCUUUGGCGCCACCAACUAUACUACCAAGAUUGAUGUGUGGUCAACGGGCUGUGUCAUGGCCGAGCUGAUGCUUGGCCAGCCCCUUUUCCCUGGCGAAUCUGGUAUCGACCAAUUGGUCGAAAUUAUCAAAGUCUUAGGUACUCCAACCAGAGAACAGAUUCGCACUAUGAACCCCAACUACAUGGAGCACAAGUUCCCACAGAUCAAGCCUCACCCUUUCAACAAGGUAUUCCGCAAGGCUGAUGCCAAUGCCAUCGACCUCAUCACCAAGCUGCUGGAAUACACGCCUACCGAGAGAGAGGCUGCCAUCAACGCAAUGGUGCAUCCUUUCUUCGACGAGCUACGCGACCCCGAGACAAAACUACCCGACUCUAGACACGGAACUGGCCAGCUCCGCGAUCUUCCCGAGCUUUUCAACUUUACUCGUCAUGAGCUGUCUAUCGCCCCCGACUUGAACAGCCAAUUAGUGCCUACUCACCAGCGUUCUGUUCUCGCCGCACGCGGUCUCGACAUUGACAACUUCACCCCGAUGGCGAAGCAGGAGAUGAUGGCCAAGCUUGAUUGA